Messenger RNA from Onychostoma macrolepis, 967 nucleotides. RefSeq names its product leukotriene B4 receptor 1-like. The record is from RefSeq and is a predicted model, not a curated record. Lineage: Eukaryota; Metazoa; Chordata; Actinopteri; Cypriniformes; Cyprinidae. Bases 172 to 882 code for a protein of 236 amino acids. The transcript is spliced from 6 exons. Gene Ontology annotation, molecular function: G protein-coupled receptor activity; neuropeptide binding. Gene Ontology annotation, biological process: neuropeptide signaling pathway. Gene Ontology annotation, cellular component: membrane; neuron projection.
GACUGCUUCUAGGAGAUGAUUUACUUAAACAUUAUUUACGUAUCCAGCUGUGCCAGGACGUGAAACUCAGCCCGGGAAACUGCAGUGGUUGGUAGAGAAUCGCCCUCUUCUUGGUUUCAAAGCUCUGAAUUACAUUUCCAUUUUUGAAAGCAGCCAGAAUUAAUCAUCUCAAUGAAUUUUAAUGGCGGAAAUGACACAAAGAUCAUCCAGCAUCUUAUCUGUCUACUAGUAUGGUGUCAAGCUGUAGAAACGUUAACAGAACUAACACAUUUGGGACAAAAUGUGUCUAUAAACUGUGAUCUUGACGAAAAAGAGAUUUAUUGGAUGCUACUAAAACUACCAAAUCGUCCAGUUAUGAUACUGCGGUUAUUUUCAACUUCACCAACUCCUUUUUACUACGAUGUAAGAUUCAGACUCAAAUAUUCAGUGCAACCUAAACAUCAUCUAUUCAUAAAAAAUGUCACUACGGAUGAGUUAGGCGUUUAUUACUGCAUGACCACAGAGGCACCUCCAAAAUUCAGCAGCGGCACCAGACUUCACAUCACUGAACCAACUAAAUUACCGGAGUGUCAGAAUCACACUGUGGUGAAGUAUAUUGAGCAGAAUCAUACCAUGCUGAAUGAUACUGACCAGAGACCAUGGGUGAUUGUUAUCAUCGUAUCUGGUUUGAUGCAUGGUGUUCUGGUCUUUGUGGUGAUUGGUUUUGUAUGUUGCUACUCUAGAGAAAACUUCAAACACCAAGAAGCAGAUUUAGAGAAAACUCUUCACAAACAAAUUAAGAAGCCAAACACAAUGUAUACCGAGGUGGUCUUUUCCCAGAUGGAACAAAACCAGUGCUUUUCAGCUGCAGCCCAAAUCGUAAACAGGAAAGCUUGUUCCUGACCUUGUAUCAGUGUGUUUAUUAUACCUUUGUUGUAAAUAUAAAUUUUCAUAAAAUAUACUUAAUGAAUAAAACAUAACUAAGAAA